This is a messenger RNA of Emys orbicularis (European pond turtle), 1427 nucleotides long. RefSeq names its product Z-DNA binding protein 1 (gene ZBP1). The record is from RefSeq and is a predicted model, not a curated record. Lineage: Eukaryota; Metazoa; Chordata; Testudines; Emydidae. Bases 108 to 1427 code for a protein of 439 amino acids. Gene Ontology annotation, molecular function: RNA binding; double-stranded RNA adenosine deaminase activity; DNA binding. The transcript is spliced from 8 exons. Gene Ontology annotation, biological process: positive regulation of type I interferon-mediated signaling pathway.
GACUGGAUAUUUGGUGCUUGCUGAUUGAUACAUGCUCAUACAUUGGAGUCAGUCGUUUUCUGGCAAGUUCUGUAAUUGACUCUCAAUCUGCUUUGGGACUCGGAUAAAUGGCAAAAGCACCGUCUAGUGCAGCUUCACAAGUGGAGCAACUCAUCUUUGAUCACUUAAGGAGAGCUGCCACUCCAAAGAAGGCCUGUGAGAUUGCCGGUGCAUGUUCAGUUACAAAAAAGGAAGCCAAGAAAGUGCUGUACAAGUUGCAUAAGGAGGGAAAGGUUGAGAAGCAGAGUGACGAUAACAAAUGGCUUGUCCGUGCAGACGCAGAGGUGGAAUGUCAUCAGAAAACCGCCGAGUUGAAAAUCGAUGACACCGCCCUAGUCCCACUGCACCAGCCUGUGAACGCUGUGACUCCUGUGAAAGAUGACCGCAAACUGUCAGAAAAUCAGGAAAAGAUUUACCAGUUUCUGUCAGAAAAUGGAUCUCGCAGUGCAUUAGCCAUUGCCAAACAUAUGGGAAAGACGACACGAAAGGAAGUCAAUGCAGAUUUAUACGCGCUGCAGAAAAGACAUGUCCUCAGCCAGGAGGAAGACACGAAGCUUUGGUCGGUUUAUGGACAGGGGGCAGGUUACAAACUAACAAAUCCUGGAGCAAAUAAGGAAGCAGGGCCAGUUAUUAUUCAGAAUAAUCCAACAAACAUUAUCUAUCAGGGAGGAGUGCAAAACACCAUCUCUAUAGCUGAUUCCAGAGCUACUCAAAUUGGAAACUACAACUCGCUGAAUCUAGUGGAUAAAAAAGAUGAUUCUAGACCAACUGUUCCAAGACUUAGGGCUGCAUCAGAGAAUGCUGAUAUGUUGCACUGUGAAGCAGAAGCUAAAGCAACCCCCCAGGGUGGUCAGGAAAUUGAUGUCACUGAGUCCACACUCAAGAAUACUGUCAUUGGUGAUGAUAAUCAAAUGAAUAUCAUUAUGAAGGCCUUUGCUGAUAGUCGAGAGGAGCAUCUGGACCAAUAUGGCACUCCAGAAAAGAAUCCAUUUGGUGACAGUUUUUCUGCCAGCCCUGGGCCGUCACUGAAAAUUGUUAACACCUCCCUCCCCGGGGAAGGGAGAGCUCCAUUGCAAAGAGUCAGCAUCGACAAGUCCGAGAUGGAGAACGUCAUGAUCGGAAACAACAACCAAAUGAGUGUUCAUGAGCAAUAUGGUUCUGCCGGCCUCGCAGAUGAGGAGACAAAUGAGGAAGACGAUGCUUCAGAUUCCAACUUGAUAUCGGAGCAAAGCGAAUGGACAUCCUGUGAUGAUAGCAGCCUGGAUCGGUCAAGUGACAUUUCCAUCCUUUGUGAAAAGUUGCAAGAUGUAAUCAUUGGGAACAACAACUAUAUGAAUGUAGAAGAAACUGCAGAUACUGAGAGUGGUGAAGGAGAUGAAGACAAAUAA